Amphibalanus amphitrite is the source of this 6224-nucleotide messenger RNA. RefSeq names its product hornerin-like. Lineage: Eukaryota; Metazoa; Arthropoda; Thecostraca; Balanomorpha; Balanidae. Gene Ontology annotation, molecular function: transcription coactivator activity. The transcript has 6 exons. Gene Ontology annotation, biological process: positive regulation of transcription by RNA polymerase II. Bases 267 to 5777 code for a protein of 1836 amino acids. The record is from RefSeq and is a predicted model, not a curated record. Gene Ontology annotation, cellular component: RNA polymerase II transcription regulator complex.
GCCGCCGCCGAGCCCACAGACGGAGAAAGUGUCGCACCCACUCGGGGUGGGAGAGAGAGAGAGAGAAGGCGCCCGUGCCGUGGAUCUGCCUGUCCAGCGGCGCGCACACCGUCGCGAGCCGCCGCCGUCGACGCUGCGACGCUCCGCCAGUGCCGGCCACCGAACGACGAGCGGUGCCGGGGGUCAGCCGACGCGCCGCCCAGCCUGCCGACGAGCGGGACCGAGCUCCGAGCGCCAGCGGCCAGCCGGGCCGCACCACUGCGGACAUGAGGCUCCUGCACUGGAUGCUCCUCCUGGCUGUCGUGGCCGCGUGCGUGGCCACAGCAGCGGAGGAACACCACCGAGAGAGGCGAGGCCUCUUCGGGCUCUUCGGCAAAAAGCGCUCCGGCCGAGGGCGUGGCCACGGACAUGGCGGCAGAGGCCGAGGCAGGGGCAAAGGUCACGGUGGCAAGGGACGCGGACGCGGCAGGGGGCGGGGUCAUGGACGACCCUCGACCAGCUAUGGUCCGCCCUCAACCAGUUACGGCCCUCCGUCUACGAGCUACGGACCACCUCCGUCAACCAGUUACGGUCCUCCGCCUUCCACUAGCUAUGGUCCCCCACCUUCCACUAGCUAUGGUCCUCCACCUUCCACAAGUUAUGGUGCUCCGUCUGGCGGUCACGGAGGUGGAGGCGGUGGACACGGAGGUGGAGGCGGUGGACACAGCGGAGGUGGUGGAUAUAGCGGAGGUGGAGGCGGUGGACACAGUGGAGGAGGCGGUGGACACAGCGGAGGUGGAGGCGGUGGACACAGCAGUGGACACGGAGGUGGAGGCGGUGGACACAGCGGAGGCGGUGGAUAUAGUGGAGGCGGAGGCGGAGGACACAGCAGUGGAAGCGGCGGAUAUGGCGGAGGUGGAGGCGGUGGACACAGUGGAGGAAGUGGAGGAGGCGGUGGAUAUAGUGGAGGCGGAGGCGGUGGACACAGUGGAGGAAGUGGAGGAGGCGGUGGAUAUAGCGGAGGCGGAGGCGGAGGACACAGUGGAGGAAGUGGAAGCAAUGGUGGAGGCUACGGCGGGGGAUCGGGAGGAAACAUCGACGUAUCUGCUUCCUGUAAGGCUUGCAGUGAAUUUAAGUGGGUGCCGAUUCCGGGACCGAGUGGCGGCAACAGGCAGCCAAAGCAGAGCUACGGAGCACCGGCGCAGCCCCAGCAGAGCUACGGAGCACCAACACAACCUGAACAAAGUUAUGGAGCACCAGCGCAACCAGAGCAAGGUUAUGGAGCGCCAGCACAACCUGAGCAAAGCUACGGAGCGCCAGCACAACCUGAACAAAGCUACGGAGCGCCAGCACAACCCGAACAAAGCUACGGAGCGCCAGCGCAGCCCGAACAAAGUUACGGAGCGCCAGCGCAGCCCGAACAAAGCUACGGAGCGCCAGCACAACCCGAACAAAACUACGGAGCGCCAGCGCAGCCCGAACAAAGUUACGGCGCGCCAGCACAGCCUCAGCAGAGUUACGGAGCUCCUGAGCAGUCUCAGCAAAGCUACGGAGCGCCAGCACAGCCUCAGCAAAACUACGGAGCUCCAGCACAACCUCAGCAAAGUUACGGAGCGCCAGCACAGCCUCAGCAAAACUACGGAGCUCCAGCACAACCUCAGCAGAACUACGGAGCGCCAGCACAGCCCCAGCAAGACUAUGGAGCUCCUCAGCAAGCCACUCCUCAAAAAGACUACGGCCCUCCGUCCCAGCCUCAGCAGAGCUACAGCUCCCCGCAACCUUCCCAGCCUCAGCAGAGCUACAGCUCCCCUCAAACCUCCCAGCCUCAGCAAAGCUACAGCUCCCCGCAACCGUCCCAACCUCAGCAGAGCUACAGCUCCCCGCAACCUUCCCAGCCUCAGCAGAGCUACAGCUCCCCUCAGCCAGCCCAGCCUCAGCAGACCUACAGCUCCCCUCAAACCUCCCAACCUCAGCAGAGCUACAGCUCUCCUCAAACCUCCCAGCCUCAGCAGAGCUACAGCUCCCCUCAACUGUCUCAGCCUCAGCAAAGCUACAGCUCCCCACAACCGUCCCAACCUCAGCAGAGCUACAGCUCACCCCAGCCUUCCCAGCCUCAGCAAAGCUACAGCUCCCCUCAGCCAGCCCAGCCUCAGCAGAGCUACAGCUCCCCUCAACCAGCCCAGCCUCAACAGAGCUACAGCUCCCCGCAAGUUCAGAACAUUGUCAGCCAGCCGAUCAGUCUGCAGCCACAGCCACUGCCGCAGCUCUCCAGCUCUGGCUUCGUUCAGCAGGCGAACCAGGAUUACGGAGCUCCUCAGCAGCAGGACAUCAUCAGCCAGUCACAGGCCAACAGCUUCACUUCGCAGCAAAGCUUUGGCGCCCAACAGACGUUCGGUCAGCAAAUUAAUAGCGAUUACGGUGCUCCGCAGCAGGGAGAUGUGAUCAGUCAGCCGCAAACAAACAAUUUUGCUGCCCAACAGUCGAGCUUUGGUCAACAGGUGAAUCAGCAGUACGCGGUUCCUCAGCAGCAAACAUUUAGCUCCCAACAGAGCUUUGGCUCUCAAUCCAGCUUCAGUCAGCCAAUCAACCAAGACUAUGGUGCCCCGCAACAGCAGGAUAUUGUCAAUCAGAAUCAAGUCAGCAGUCUGGGCUCUCAGCAAGGUUUCAACCAGCAAGCGAAUACCAACUACGUUGCACCGCAACAGCAAAGCUUUGGCUCCCAGCAGAGCUUUGGCCAGCAGGUGAACCAGGAUUAUGGUGCGCCGCAGCAGCAAGACAUUGUCAGCCAAUUCCAGGCAAACAGCUUCUCUGCUCAGCAAGGCUUUGGUCAGCAGGCGUCUUCUGUGCAGCCGGGCGGCUUUUCAAACCAGUUUGUCGGCUCCACGGCACAGAGUGUUGGCAAUGGAGCGUCUUCCUCGGGGCGUCAGCCGGGUCAGGAGUACGGACCUCCCGUCUCCAACGACAUCCUCACCGGACCCCUGCCGGCAGGGGUGUCCGUCAUCGGCAGCUCCGCCCGGUCACCGUCCUCCUCCCAGCCGCCACGGCAGGGGUACGGACCUCCGGCCGGAGACAGCCUGCUCGGGGGACAGUCCUCUGGCGGGAAUCUGCAGAGCUCCACCGCCUCCGCGACACAGACCGUCAACGGCUUCGGUCCUCUCUCAGAGUCCAGCGUCCUGACGGGCCCCGCUCCGGUCACCCAGCCGCUGUUCCAGGCUCAGCAGAACGUCCAAGGGGCCACUUUCGGACAGGGACAAAAUACCCAGGCUCAGAGCGCUGUUUCGACGGAAAGCUAUCAGGGAUACGGUCCCCCGACGGGAAACAGCGUUGUCACUGGCGAGCAGAACUCGUUCGGAGACAUCUCGAGUGGCGCUAGCGGCGGUUUCGUGGCGCAGAACCAAGUGCAGGGAGGUCUGUCUGCAGGGGGAAGCUUCAGCGGCAGCUCCAGCCAGGUGCUGGACCAGGGCUUCAUCGCCAACCCUGGCGGCGAUGGCAGUGUUGUCCAGGACUACCUGCCUCCGACUGGAAACCAGAUUGACUCUCCCCUCGGCCAGACCAGUCAGGGCAACAGUCAGAUCUUGGACAUUGACAUCCGCGGCGGGAGUGCCCUGAACGUCCAGCAGACGGCACAGCAGGGCCAGGUACAGCUACAGCAGCAGCAGCAGCAGCAGCAGCAGCAGCAGCAGCAGCUAGGGGAGGUGCUGACGGCCAAUCAGCUGCAGCAGGACGUGCAGAGGCCCCAGCAGGACGACAUCAUCACUGGCACACGUCUGAUCCAGGCACAGGGCGAAGGUCAGGCGACUGUCGACAGCGGAGCGCAGGACGUCCAACAGUUUGUGGACGCUCAGCAGCAGGCAGCCUUCGGUGACGCGUUUACCGGUUCUGAGCUCCAACAGGAUCAGCAGCAGUACCAGCAGGACACGUCACCAGAGGCUGGAGCCCUGGACGUGCAGCAGUUUGUGCAGAGCCAGCAGCAGGGAGCGUUCACCGACAUCCGCACCGGCUCGCAGAUGCAGCAGGAGCAGUCGGUGGAGAGUGGAGCCGAAGCUGUGCAGCAGUUCGUCCAGGAACAGCAGCAGUCGGCGUUCGGUGACGGCUCUCAGCAGCAGGAGGUGGAGCAGGCCCUGUUCGGACAGCCCGUCUCGGGCUCCCAGCUGCAGACCUCCUACGACGACCAGGCUGAGCAGCAGCAGAGCCAGAUACAGCAGCAGAGCAACGGCGUUCUCAUCGACACCACCUCGAACUCCGACGGACAGCAGACGACGUUCGUGAAUAGCCAGGAGGGCUCCUUCGACGCCAACGUCAUCGGCGGCAGCCAGAGCGCUGUCGGCGGCAACGUGUUUGGUGGGAGCGUCAUUAGUGACGGUCAGACUCAGGUGCAGGGAUCGUUCGCCGGUGGUUUUAUCCAGGGAGACGGCGGCUCACAGCAGAGUCAGGUGUCCCUGGAUGGAUCUUCCACCGACCAGCAGGACGGCGCUCUGCAGACCGGCUUUGGAGAUGUCGUCACCGGUCAGAGCGACAACGGCUUCUCGGCGUCUGAUGGCUUCCAGUCGCAAGCCACUGAUAAUGGCGGUUUCACCCAAACCAGCGUGGGCGGUUCCCAAGACGCAUCCCAGCAGACGGUUAUCAGCGACGGCGGAUUUGUCAGCGACCAGACUUUCACCUCCUCCGAUGGCUCUUCGGGUCUGGACGUGCGGGCCCAGGGUCAGCUGCUGACCUCGGUCAGCGACCAGGGUCAGCUGCUGACCUCGGUCAGUGACCAGGGUCAGCAGGAGGAGCCGUACGACUACUCGGCGCCGGCCAGCCAGUUCCAGGAGGGACAGCAGCAGACCAGCGUCAUCCAAGACAGUUUUGGAAACGUCCAGCAAACUUUCGAAGGCGACAGCUCCGGAGUGACUGGUGAGAUCAUAUCACCUGGAUUCGAAGAAUCCAGCACAGGAGACUUCGAUGCCAAUGCGGGCGGUGGUGAGACUAUUUCUUCGGAGAAUGAGAUCACCUCAUUCGCCGGAGAGGUCACAGACGCGGGCGUUACUACAGACGGUGAGAUCAGCUCACCGGGUAGUGAGGACAUUUCAUCCAGCAAUGACAUCACUGCCUCUGACUACGAGGCGUUCUCAACAGGCGGAGACGUCGACGGCACCUUCGUGGAUGACAACACGGCUCCCGGGGUCCUGGUCGGUGGAUCAGCCACCGACUCCAGCUCAACCUCAACAUCCGUUUCAGAUUUCAGCUCCAGCUCCGAAACCGGCCUGGAUGUCACAGGGGGUAGCUCGUCGACAGAUGAGGUCGACGACUUCGACAGCAGCGUAGCGCCGUUGACGGAGGCGCUGCCAGCGCUUGCAGCCUACGGGUCGUCCGCUGACCGUCUUUCAGAGAGCACCUCGCCUGCUGAGGAAGCAGCUGCGGUCAGCACGUCUUCUGUGGAGUCGGCAGAGGUCGCCAUCCAGGUGACCGACUCCGGUGUGUCAGAGACUACCUCCGAGGUGGCGGACGCUCCGGCGGUCGGCUCGGCGGCCUCCGCGGUCGGCUCGUUCGUGGACGGGACCACCGAGGAGGCGCUGGUGGAGGUAGUGGAGGACCCGGUGGUGACUGAACAGGUGCCUCUGCUCGGAGAAGAGGAAACCACGUCCGAGGCAGCCCCAGUCGCAGGGGAGACGCAGGAGCAGCAAGAGGUCCAGCCGCAGCCUUCCGAGUACCUGCCGCCGCCGACAGAUGCCCCAGCGCCCGACUUCGACGUUCGCGCCAUUCUACAGCAGCGUCGUAGGAGGCUCGCUCUGAGGCGAGGGCGAACGUGGGGCUAGCUGGCCACCUCUGAAGACGGUGGCACUAUCGUCCCGGUGUCUUCCGGCGGGCUCGAGCGCUCGCACUAGUCCGCUCGAGACUCCGCCAGCAAGCCGAGAGCGACCAUCGGACGAGAAAUAUCGGUCGGGCUCAACAUGCGGACUCCUCUGUGUGGGAUGUACAAACUGUUCGCUGAACGUGUGCGAAACUGGCAGCGAGAGAGGUCGAGAGAGGUCGUGAGAGUGACUUGAAGCGGUAGAGGAUCUAGUGAUGUCGGGAGUGGAGGAUUGGAGGCGUGGUUAGAUUGUCCCGGAUUUGUCGAGGAAUCCUCAGUCAGAUGGAAUCGUUAAUCAAAGCAUUCCUUGUCCGUUGCUUUCUUGGGUUACCAGUUGUGUAGACUUCACAUAUUGUUAUUUUAUAUUGACUUCUGUGUGAGCCAUACCCGUGUGAAUACAACGAAUAUAAUA